CUCUUUCGUCUUUGAGUCGGGCUGCGGUGAAUCAAAAUUAUAUAAAACUCCCUCUCAAAACUCCGCCCCGUCGAAAAAUACCUGAGCCGCGUUUCAGGGUGAGCAGCAAGUAAAAUGUAACCACCUGAGCCAGUCUGGCCUCUCGCGCACCGACAUGUACAAACUGAUCGCUCUGCUGGCCGGCGCCCUUUUCUGGGCUCAGGUCGACGCGUUCAAUUUUCUCGUCCUGCACCCUUUGCACAGUGGUAGCCACGAGGUGCAACUGCGCUACCUGAGCGGCGCCCUGGCCGCCAGGGGCCACCAGAUCACGUACCUCAAGUUCAAAAAUUUCGUGCAGCUUCCACCGCCGCAACACGACAACAUCACUUUCAUUACCCUGGCGGUCGACAACUCGUUAGGAGAUGUUCCUUUCAUCACGCCGGAAAAAGAAGGAAGAUUCAUGCUGCCGUUGGACGUGAUGUGGAGGAACGGUCUUAGUCCGUGGGGCGUGCCGCUGGACGCUUUCUGGACAAUGCCGCCGUACUGCGACACGCUGCUGAGCGACAAGGGUCUCCGGCGGCGCCUUCGUCGGAGCCACUUUGACGUCGCCCUCGUCGACCUCUUCACGAACGAGUGCGGCCUGGCGCUGGCCCACAGCCUGGGCCUACCGUCGGUGGCCUACUGGGCGCUGCCCAUGAACGGCGGCGAGGCCACUUUCAGCUCGGGCAUUUCCAACCCGUCCGGCGCCGUGCCCAGCUUCAUGACCAGCUUCACCGACCGCAUGAACUUCGUCCGGCGAGGCGUCAACCUGUUCUACGCGACCAUGAACUAUUUGGUGAUGCAGUUCCAGUUUUUCUUGACGGACAGGUCCAUUCAAAAACACCUGCCGGGCGCGCCCAGCUCUCAGCAGCUCAUUGCCAAUUUGUCCGGACUUUUGGAGAACACGGACUUCAGCGUCGACUACCCCCGAGAAUAUCCGCCCAACGUGAUCAACGUGGGAUGCAUGCAGUGCAGAGAGAUACAGCCACUUCCCAUGGAUUUGGAGAAAUUCAUGAGUGAAUCUGGAGAGGCCGGCGUGAUUCUGUUCUCGAUGGGCGCAACGUUCGACGCAUCCAUCGCACCGCCGGAGCUGCUGCAAAAAAUGCUGACGGCGUUCUCAAGGCUGCGCCAACGAGUAAUCAUGAAAAUUUCGGGAGCCUUGCCGAAAAAACUCGCGAUACCCGUCAACGUCAGGAUAGAGCGCUGGCUUCCUCAACAAGACGUGCUAGGCCACCCGAAGACGCGAGUGUUUUUCACGCACUGCGGUUUGCACGGUGCGAUGGAGACGAUUUGGCACGGGGUGCCCGCGGUCACCCUGCCCGUCUACGGUGACCAGGCGGACGUGUCCAACCUGCUGGUCGAGCGAGGAGUGGCUGUCAGGGUGUACAAGGAGUCGAGUGCUGAGCAAAUUUUGGCGGCGCUCAAAAUGGUUCUCGAAAACCCGAGUUUUUCCCGGCGAGCGGCCGAGUUGCAGCGGCUGAUGCGCGACCAGGUGAGCAGCCCUCUGGACAGGGCGAUCUGGUUUGUGGAGCACGUGGCGCGCACCAAGGGCGCCGAGCACCUCAAGUUGGCGUCGCGCACCCUCAGCAGCGUGCAGACGCACAACGUGGACGUCGUCGUGGCCGCCGUUUUGCUGCUCGCGGCUCUGCUCCGCUGGCGCAACGCAAUCGUCCGCCUUCUCGGCCAAGGCGUGCGUGCGUGCGGACGACGCGCCCUUUCCUCGCGCGUUCUCGUUGACAAAAAGUCGCGGUAAUUACACGCCUCGGUGCAGCGCGACUGUCUUUUGUAUAUAUUUUGUGUACAUAACUUUUUUUGCCAGCAAAGGUUAACCUUGCCUAUAUGUGAAUAAAUAAUAUAUCAUUAAAUUCCUGUUUUUGUGGAAUUUCUCAAGUGUGUGUGAUUUUAAAUUUUACUUUUAACUUCAUUCAUUUUCAUUCAACAGUGUAGUGCCGGAAAUGAAAAGUUGCAACAAGCGUGUGAAAAUUCAUUACAACUUGUUCGUUCAGGUAGACAAGUCCAUUGUUUUGAAUAAAAACAAUAAAAUAGCAACCGAGGAACCCAAUUCUAUUUAAUAUAGUAAA
Molecule: messenger RNA, 2099 nt
Organism: Neocloeon triangulifer
Lineage: Eukaryota; Metazoa; Arthropoda; Insecta; Ephemeroptera; Baetidae
Product: UDP-glucuronosyltransferase 2C1-like
Exons: 5
Coding region: 155-1771 (538 amino acids)
Molecular function (GO): UDP-glycosyltransferase activity
Source: RefSeq, a predicted model, not a curated record